AAAUCUGAAACUCCAAAAGAAGCGCUGAGCCGCAACUGCCUCGGACGGCGGCUGCCUGCUACCUUACCGCAACGCCGGAUCUUCCACUGGGAAAGUCAACUGGCUUUGCAAGGGCCUAGAUCAUGCCGGCAUUGGUCCUGCCACUGAAGAAAGUCUUGAGGUGAUCAAUCUAUACUUAUCCUUCGCUCAACCCUGCGGCACUAGCCCAGCCCACACCUAUUUAUGGCGGCCGAGGCAGAUCUAUCGGAGGGCCACAUGGCCGACAUCAUUCGUGCCCUCGAGCUCAUCCACAGCCCCUCAUCUACAAAUGAGCUGCGCCGAGAGGCCCUGACCUUCGUGGAGGCUCAGAAGGAGAGCAAAUCCGCGGCGCGUAAUGGUUUUCUGUUGGCGUCCCCCGAACAGAGCAAUCCCUUGGUUCGCUACUUUGGCUUGACUCUUCUGGACCACGUCUUGCGCCAUACCUCCUUUGAAGCAUCAGAGCAGAUUGUGGCUCUCAGAGAUUUGGUUCUAAAGCUGGCGGAGUCGAUACGACCGGAAGAUCCCCCGUACAUACGCAACAAAAUCCCGCAAUUAUGGGCAGAAGUCGCCAAACGGAGUUGGGGUCUGGAUUGGAACGACAUGGACACAACACUCGUCCAAUUCUGGGGUGCCAGUUUGGUGCACAAGGAACUGGUCCUUUCGAUUCUAGAAACUCUUUCCGAGGACAUCUUCUACCGCGAGGACACAGUAUCUUCCCUGCGCGGAACGGACCUCAAUCGAGCCAUGGUGGAGAUCUGCACGCCUUUGGCGGUCUACGAGGAUCUACACCCGAAGAAAGAUGUUCUUGAGCUGCGCUGCGGGCCUGAUGGCUGGCUCUCUCGCAUCUGUAUGUUCCUCCACGAUUGUAUAGGGAACAUCCAGAGCUCGAAGCAGGCAAAAGAUUCGGCUCUUAAAGCUCUAGCGACCCUCAAGUCCGUCCUUGCUUGGUCAAUACCGAAGGCCAUUCUCUCUUCGAACUGUGUUCCAUGCAUUGCCAGGGCUUUUACCUGCAGUGACGAACAAGUGCUGCUGGCUGCGGUUGAAGCUCUACAUGCAUUGUAUAGCCGGUCCAAUAUCGAGCUUGAGGGCUUUGAGCAACUUGUCCACUUGAUGUAUGAGACAGAAUCCUUGAAUGUGCUUCAGAAACUCUACGAAUGGUCAGUUGUCGGGCCCGAUGAUGUCGAUGACACGAGAUAUACAAUCUGCAAAAAGCUUUCGGAGAUGUUGUCCUAUGUUGCAGGGUUCCUCGAAGAAAAGACGUUUCCUUUGGAAAGCGUGCAAGGCGUCAACCUUCAAUUCUUCUUUCACCUCACUGUCAGCGUUAUUCAAAACCAAAGCCUCACAAUCUCGAUCCCCGUUCUUCAUGUUUGGUCUAAAUUAAUCGCUUCGGAGAGAAUUGGGAAUACAGACCUGGUCACUGGCCUUGUGCCUUCGCUGCUGGGUAUCUGCACCGAGCGAUUGAUUCGUUGGGAGUCAUUCCCUGCAGAUUCAGAGAGUCCUACGGUUGCUUUCCUAAACGAAGAUAUUGACACCGUUCCGGAGCGACAUGCGUUCGUGGGUAACUAUAGGCGAUACUGCUCUUCCAUCAUCGAGACCAUUGUUCAGAAGAGGCCACAGGAAGCAAUCCCUCAUAUUUUAUCGGGAGUUGACGCUAAUCUAGACAAUCUCUAUGCUGGAGUGGAGCCCUUUAGCGUCAAAUCGUUUUCCAAGAACUCAAUCCCACUGAUGCGUGCUGAUACGCAGUUUGCCGUUGUGGAGGCAACCUUGAAGGGAUAUAAUAAAUGGGUAUCUGCGCAUGGAAAGAUGCCCCAGCAGGAUGAACAAAAACGAAGCGAAAUGGAACAGACUUUAGAAGCAUGGGCUUUCAAACUGAUGCAGCGAAGCUUCGAGGAUCCAAUCCUUAAACAGCGGAUCAUUAAGCUUGUUGUCGAUAUAUCAGCAAAGGCACUUGACAAAACUCCGAGCUUUGCGCUCAAAGCUUUAGAGUAUAUUCUCAUGACACGUCUACCUGACCAGUCGGAAUACCCAGUAUACUCCGAAUCUGUCAAGGAACUCCACGGCCUGACCAGCCAUGAGCUCCGGAGGCUGGCCAUGCGUUAUGCUGACUACUUUGCGACCUUCUAUGACUUGCUUGAGCCUAAAAUCAAGGAGAUUAGCAUGGCUAACCGGGUGGAUGACAAGCUUCAAAUGGAAUUGACGUCCAUCCUCCUCAUUAUCAUGCAACGUGCAAACAAUGUUGAACCGUACCUGCGCCAGUCUCGGCUCGUGUCUUUCGUUGAACCCAUCAAACAAGCGUGGCAGGAAGACCAGUUUCGUAACAUGAGCUCAACAUUUGAAGGCUUUUGCGUUAUGUUGGGAUUGCAGAGCGUCGGGCCGUACAUGCAAGCACGACAGGCGCCAAAACUUGCGGAUUGGGCAUCGGUGCCUCUGGAUAGCGAGGGAAAGCUGAUUCAAGAAGAAAUGACGAGGAAAUUUCAGCAACUACCUCUGAGAGGCACCAAGACCAUGCUGGCGGUGUCAUCAGACAAGCUCAAAAAGACGGACCAGGCCUACGAACUUGCGUGCAAUGUCUGGCAUGAAAUUAUUCCUAUAAUUUUACCAACGCUGCUGCAGCUUGUCAGUAACGCCCAUGCCUUUCACAAUCCAGAGAACUGGGGUGGCUUGCCUCAUGACAUGCGAGGGGUUGUUGAACGUAUCCUGACCGACAGAUUCUGGCAAGCUGGCAUAUCGACUGGCAGUCGGGAUGAGUUCUAUGCCAAGAUUACUGCCUCGAGAGCCUCGCUUGAAGGAUUUGCCUCCUCUGUAAGAGGCAAGAUUCGGGCUGUUCGAGAGUCCUGCUACUCCAUGUUGUUCAGCAUGAGUCGGCUACGUGAGCAUUUCUAUGGGUUUUCAGAGCUUCCAGGGCCCCUGUCCCAGGCUCUGUUCAAGGACUCUCCCCACCUCUCGUCCCACCAGUUCUCUGUCCUUCUGAAUAUCUCGAGGUGCUUGAUCGAUGAUUGUCCUGUCCGCUUCCGAGGCCAUUUCCUGCCUCCGAUGCUUGCCACACUGUUCACCAAUAUUGACAAGAAGGUAACGUCGGAAUGGGAUGCCAUCGAACGGCAGAAAGAAGGCCUCGGGGGAGAGGGCGACCUGACGGACGAAAUGAAGUCGGAGAGUAUCUUACGACAAUUGACGUACUCGGCGGUGAUCUUCGUGGCAAGCCUCCUAGACCCGCAGCGAGGGGACCCCGACGACGAGCCGGCGGAUCCCAGCGCGCCACAGGCGGCACCCGCCCUUUCUGACUCAAUCCGGCACUUUGUUCUUUCUUCGCCGGAGAUCUUUGAGCCUGUGAUGCUCUUCUGCACCCAUGCACUUCGUAUGCGCGAUACGCGGUGCUGCAGCAUCAUCACGCGUGUUAUUCGCUCUAUCCUGCAGGACUUUGCUCCUCCCAACAAUACCCCCACUACGGUAACGAUACGCGAGUUUAUCUCUUCGGAAGUGCUCAAGGCCUGCAUCACAUCUGUGCACGAGCCUUAUUUUGUCGACAUGCAAAAGGAUCUAGCCCAGCUCAUUGCGUCCAUCUGGCUCCUCUACGGGUCGACCAGCCCGACCCCGCGGUCCGUGAUCCUCAGCCUUCCUGGCAUGGACGAGCAACGGGUUGCCAACGCGGAGGCUGCUCUGAUUCGAUCCUCGGCAGCUCGACAGCAGCGCGCGUUGAUCUUGGAUCUUCUUGAAGGCUUGAGGGGUGUGAGUAUCGCCGAACAAGGAAAGAUCCUGGGCUCUCGGGAAGAACGCCGAAAGGCCCGGAGCGCGCUACAGGAGAGGUACAUGAGUACCAGUGAGAUGGACGGCCAGCAGAAUCAUAAAGUCGAUAUCAACGAUGGCCCGGACCUCGCCGGCGUCGCGGACUUGUUCGGUUAGGUCGUCCCACCACAUGGCCUGCUUUUGUAUAGUAUAGUGGCUUGAUAUCGUGCCGUUGCUCCUACGUCAUAGGCACUUUUGCGGUUUUGGGAUUCUCGCAUAUAAAGCACAUAGACACCUAGGGAGGAUUGGCAGCCAGGCAACCUAGCCAACUACCCGAUGUAAGCAGCGGUUGAUAGACACUUG
Aspergillus ibericus CBS 121593 is the source of this 4104-nucleotide messenger RNA. RefSeq names its product karyopherin MSN5. The record is from RefSeq and is a predicted model, not a curated record. Gene Ontology annotation, cellular component: nucleus; RNA nuclear export complex; cytoplasm. The transcript has 8 exons. NCBI's taxonomy places the organism in Eukaryota, Fungi, Ascomycota, Eurotiomycetes, Eurotiales, Aspergillaceae. Gene Ontology annotation, molecular function: RNA binding; nuclear export signal receptor activity. Gene Ontology annotation, biological process: RNA export from nucleus; protein export from nucleus. Bases 223 to 3918 code for a protein of 1231 amino acids.